AUGUCAUCGGUGAGAAACCUCAUGCUGCUGGUUCUCAUGUCAGGCAUUCUCAACAAGAUCGACCACGAGGACGCACCUCAUGAGCCGCCUACCUCGGAUCUUGUAUGCGGAAUGGAGAACGUUGAGUCUGUCAAUGUGACAAUCCCGGAGCACGGGUGGCACCCGCUCCGGAUGAAGAACUCGGCCGAGGCGGAUCAACCUACCGCAACGUGGCUGGAGAACCAGAGGCGCGAAUUCGCGACUGGAAACUUGAAGCGCUUGUCGGAGAUGUGCGGGCGGCCGCUGGGUUGGGAGCCGACCAGCGAGUUCAUCUACGAGCUCGUCCCGCAACUGCGCCAGCAUGUGCACGAGCACCUCCAACGGACGAAAGACUCUCUGCACAAGUUGCCUUCCGAAAUCACUGAUGGAGUGCCCAUCCUCCUCCAGAACCUCGUCGGUCCCAUCUCGCGCGCCCUGGAGCAAGCCUUCCAGACGGACGCCAAGUUCAUUGACGCCCUCAUGCAGGUGCGGAAUAGCCUGCAGCAGGACUUGGAAGCCACUAUUCCCGUCUCUGCAGUGGCAGGUGGGGAGGAUUCAAACACGGGGGAGUCCAUCAAACGGCUAACGGCCAAGGACGUCGAUGAGGCGCUUCGCAAAAAUGCCAAUCCCCGCGAGCGCCACCUCCCCUCAGUCUCUCUGGCUGUGCAUGAGCUCAGCGACCGCUCGGACUGGGAGGGCCUGGCCAAGCAUGCAAACCACAAGUUCUGGGACGGAGUAUCAAGCCUUCGUGAGAGGCAUCGUAGACUGGCGAUGGAUAGGCAGCGCCAGCUCUUCAGGAGUGCCGUCGACGCCCAGAUCUCCGCAUACACGGAGUUGGUGAUGUCGCGACAGGAUCUCUCGCUUGGUCUGUCGGGCUCAGCCUUCGUAAAGGCUGUCGCUGCCAUGGCCGAGACCAUUGAGAAGGAGUGGCCGAGAGAAGCGACGAGCGAGAAAGAUGGCAGUGAAACCCCGGACCACCUAAUCUUCCCCACCGACGCUUCACCGGCCAAGUGGCCACCUCGAUACCGCCGCCUCUGCUGCGAGACCGCUGCAAUGACGAUCAUCCGCAUGAAGCACGGCAGCAACAGCUUACUGGAAUACGUCGCGAACACAGUGAGCGUCGAGAUGCUCCGCUGCAUCCGGGAGACGCAGUCUGUCCUCCGCGCCGCGUUCGGUAUGGACCGAGUGGACGAAGAGCACAAGCGCCGUAUUGCCACUGUGCUCGAUGCCGAUCACGACACCAUCGCAAAGCGUAGCCGACUCACCAGCGAGAAGAGGGGCUUGGAGAAUAUCAAGGCGACCAUCGAAGCAAAGUUUGGGCGUGCGGGAGAUGAGUGGAGCGCGUUCUGA
Molecule: messenger RNA, 1368 nt
Organism: Trichosporon asahii var. asahii CBS 2479
Lineage: Eukaryota; Fungi; Basidiomycota; Tremellomycetes; Trichosporonales; Trichosporonaceae
Exons: 4
Coding region: 1-1368 (455 amino acids)
Source: RefSeq, a predicted model, not a curated record